AUGAAUGAUAAGAAUAUUAAAAUAACAUCUAGUUCUUAGAUGCCAUCUUAAACAAGUUUAUAUUAGACUUUACAUGAAUCCCAAAAUAUAAGUUCUCCUUCAUUAAGUAGCAUUUCAAAGAUUAAACAAAAUUCUAAACAAUCUGAUCAAGAUAGCUCCAUAAAUCUAUAUGAAGAAUAAAAUUAAUAACUUCAUUAAAGGAAAUCUAUAUUUUCAAACAACUUAUAUACAGCCCGUAAGUACUCUGAUGUAAAUUUAUAGCAAUAAAGUGAUGAUUUUAACAGAAAAAGAUGCUAAACUGUAGGGUCUUAGCUUCAAAAAAACUAAGCUAUUAUGAUUCGUAGAGAUUCUUAAUAAUCAAAAUAGUAGAAUGAUUUAAUAACUAUAGAUUAUGAAGACUCUAACAGCGAUAGUAGUGGUAGUGACUAUGAUGGAGAAAAAUAGAUGAACUAAAAUAAUUAAGAUGAAUAAAAUUAAUAAAAUAAAAGAUAGAGCGAUUAAAGUUCAUUAAAAUCAUAGGAUUAAAAGCGAUUUUAGUUAGGAAUAGAAAAUGAGAAUAAAAAGGCAAAACACUAAUAACUACUCUAGAGUACUAUAUAAGAUAAUUAGAAUUAAAAGUCCAACAUCGAUUUUAAAGAAAAAAAAAAUAGAUAAAGAAAAAUAAGUCAAGCUACGGCAAAUUAAAUUUUCAAUAGUUAAAACAUAGAUAUUAAAGAUAGCGAACAUUGUGAACUUGUCAUAUAAAUAUUAAAUAAGAAAAAGGCUAAAACAAAGCAAGAAAAAUAGUUUAUUUUAAAUAUUUUAAAAUGUUGUAGCAUUUUUCAAAAAAAUAAAAACUUGAUUAGUGAUAAUGCUUCAUCUUUAAACAUAACAGAAUGGUUCUCUUAUUAGUAUAUGCCAAAAAAUACUAUUGUAUUUAACCAAGGUGAGUAUGGAAAUACUUAUUACAUCGUUCUAUAAGGGUAAGUGUUUUGCAUGAUUCCUGAUCCAGACUACAAUAAUACAAAAGAAAAAUAUUUAAAUGAUUAGCUAAAUAAGAGGAAAUAAUAUUUUACUACCAACCCUUAUAAUAAAAAUUUUAGGGUUUCAGAAGUAAUUAACAAUUAAGCAAACUUUGAAAGUGAUUAGAGUAGUAAAAAAACUGAGAAGGAGCAAAUAUAACUUUUAAUUGAGUGUUUUCCUACGUUGAAGUUAGUUCAUACAUUUAAUUCAGGAGAAAGUUUUGGAGAUAUAGCUCUUAUUACGAAUGAAAGAAGAACUGCAACUUUGAUUUGCAAGGAAGACACUCAUUUUUUAACUCUUACAAAAGAAGGAUAUGAGUAAAUAAUAGGUGUAUAUGAGACUAGAAUAUUGGACGAAACAAUAAAAUUUUUAAGAUCGUUUCAUUAUUUUAAAAAUAUUGUUAGAUCUAGAUUACUUUAAAUUCUUUGUUGGAUGAAAGAACAAAUCUAUUUCAAAAAAAACAUUAUUUACAAAUAAGGAGAAAUUAGUAACUCUGUUAUUUUUAUAAGAUCAGGAGAAAUAGAAAUAUUUCAGGAUCAUGAAAUAAAUGAAAAUUAAGAAGCUUAGGAAUAGUCUGAUUCUCCAUCUUCAAAGUAGGUCAGCAAAGAAAAUAAAAUUUUAUAAUUAAAUCUGUCACUUAUGAAAAAAGUGAAUAAAUAAAAGACAAAACGACUUCAACUUUUAAUUUUAGGCUCUAAUCAGUAUUUUGGUCAAAUCGAAUUGUUGAACAAUAUUCAAAAAAGAUAGCAAUCAGCUCUAUGCAUAUCUUAGACUGCCCAUGUUUAUAUAUUGCCAAAAAAUAAAUUUUAUGAUAUGAUAAAAAUGAAUCAUGGUUCUAUCUAAAUUAUCAGAAAAGAAGAGUAAAUGAGAGGUGAUUGGAUAUAAAAUAGACUAAAUUAAGUUCAAUAGACUUAUAACAUUUAAUUAUAAAAAAACAACAAUAGUAAUAAUGAUAAUAAUAAUAGUAAUAACAAUAAUAAUGGUUCUGAUAGAAAUGCUAUUGAAGAAUCAUAAAGUCCUUCUAGCAGUAAGAGCAGCAAUAAUUAUAUUACAUAGUAAACUUCUAGCAAAGGUAAUAGCUUUUAUUGUUCGAGUGACGAUAUUGUAGUAUAGUCAAAAUUUUAGUAAUUCUUAGAAAGUGAUAAUGUAGUAGAAAAGAAUAAUAGCGUUAGUUCUUAAAGAAAGCGAUAGUUUUAUGCCUAAACAAGGAAUAAAAACUUAAACAAAACUAAUAUUUUUCAAAAUACAUAAAAUAAAAAUAUAUAAAAAUUUAACACUAUAUAUUCAUAAGAACCAGAUGAAGUAUCUAAAUUCACUAGUUCAAAGGAUAGUUUUUAAUAUGAAGAAAGCUCAGAAGCUAAUAUUAAUAAAAAAAAUAAUAAUUAUAAAACAUAAUAUAGUUUUGGAUUAAAUUAAAAUUAACCUGACUCAAGUAUAAAGCCAAAACCAUUUUUAAGUCCAAAAAAUUAAAGUCAAUUUGAUUCAAACUAAAUAUCUAAAAACAUCCAAUUUACUUAAAUAUAAACUGAGACUUAAUAUGGAGUUAAUUUUCAGGACUAAAAUUAAUAAAAAAGUAAAUAAGAAUUGUAAAUAAACUUUUUAAGCAGGUAGAAUUCACCAAAAGAAAUAAAAAUAGAAUAAAAUGGCUAUUUUUAAAAUACAUUUCAGGCUGAAGACCCAAAUAUUAUUUAAAAAACAUUUAAUUCUAGCAAUUCUAAUCAAGCAAGAUAUAAUAUCCAGAAUAGGAAUUUAUUUUUUUAUAUUCCACAAAACAAACAGAGUUUAAUUUAAAACGGGAAUUCUCCGAUUUCAUCAGUUGUAUCUGUAAAUGAUAAUGUCAACCCUUAUAACUCAAUCCAUUUGAGCUACCUUAAAAAGAUACACUAAGGUUUGUUGGCUAAAAAGGAUAAUCUUAAUUAAUUAUAAUAAUAUUAAUUCUUCAGCACUUUUGGUUAAAAUUAAACUAAUGCUUAGAAUUCUUCUCCAGAAAAGACUUCCAAUACCAAUAGCUUUCACAUGCUAUUUUUAGAAAUAGAUAAAUAAAAACAUUAGCAAGCAUUUAGGUAAACAUCAAAGAAAAAUGUUCAAAAUAAUUCAAAUAAAUCAAAUUUUUAAUCAAAAAUAAAAUUGCAAAUACCAAAAGACAACAAGGAUUUUAAAAUACAUCAAAGUCAGUUAAUAUUAAAUAAAUUUAAUAAAAAUGUUUAAGUACUUAAAAAAUAAUAAGAAAUUAGCAAUUCAAGCUUAGUUUAUAUUCCUUCUUAAUAACAAUAAAAAUAACAACAACAACAAUAAUAAAAUUUGAUGUUCUAAACAUAUGUAAGUUCUUCAAAUAAGUUAUCAUAACAAAAUUUAAAUAACUCUAUUUUUAAUAAUUAAAAUUAAAUAAAAAAAACUGCCUAAGAUCUAUCUAACACUUCUUUUUCAGUAAAUUAAUAACCACAUAAUGUCAUUUCAUUCAUGAGAAACUUUUCUCAAGACAGUUUAUUAUCAUAGAAUCAUAGAGUUUUUCAAGAAUACUUGAAUGUGAAGGAUUAAAUACAAAAAAAAGAAUCUUUUGAUAAAUUUAUUGAUUAAGGAGGAGCUGGUAAAUCUUUGAAAAAUAAAUAAUUCAAUAAUGCUGGAAUGAAUUAAUCAUAGGUAUAAAAUAAUAAUGUUUCUUUGAAUAAAUCACAGCAAAAUAGAGAUUCUAAUGACAAUAUAAACUUUAGCUAAAUAUUAUAAACAAAUCACAUCCAAAUUAACAACAAAGCUUUGAAUUCAAGUCUUAAUAAUAAAUUAGAAACCAAAUAUAAUAUCUAAAUCGCCUUUCCUUAACUAGAAAAAAAAAAUAAAAGUUGUGAUAAAUUUAAAAAACCAUAACUUGCUCUAUACAACCUGAUAAACUCUAGUAAAGACCAAUCCUUCUAUUUAAAUAGCAAUUCUUAAUUUGACAAAAACCAAUCUUAUUUAAAUUAAAAAUAGUUAAAUACAUUUAACUAACACUUAGAAAGCUCUGCUGACAAAACUUAAAAUGCCUUUCAAACAACAAAUUAAAAUAUUAAAGAUUUUGGAAAAUAUGCAAAAAAUCUUUUUUCUUCACAAGUAAACUUAAAAACUAAUUCAGAAUAAUUAGAUUAAAUAACUACACAAAAGCACUAAUCUGAAAAUACAGAAGAGGCUAAGUUUGAUAGCUCUUAUCUUUAAAACAAAGAAUACUUGUUAAAACAUGAAUGA
Tetrahymena thermophila SB210 is the source of this 4218-nucleotide messenger RNA. Its product is annotated as cyclic nucleotide-binding domain protein. The record is from RefSeq and is a predicted model, not a curated record. The transcript is spliced from 10 exons. Lineage: Eukaryota; Ciliophora; Oligohymenophorea; Hymenostomatida; Tetrahymenidae.